Messenger RNA from Orbicella faveolata, 2805 nucleotides. RefSeq lists its product as uncharacterized. Gene Ontology annotation, molecular function: tumor necrosis factor receptor binding. Gene Ontology annotation, biological process: immune response. Lineage: Eukaryota; Metazoa; Cnidaria; Anthozoa; Scleractinia; Merulinidae. The record is from RefSeq and is a predicted model, not a curated record. Gene Ontology annotation, cellular component: membrane.
CUCGAUCCUGAUGGGAGUUGGUAAGGGGAAUUAAUACACUCCGGCACAGCGACGUCAGAUUUUCUCACUCAAGGACGGAGCUGCAGUUUCAGGGACAUUACCUAGUCCCCUUAGACACCGUUUUCUCGCAGAACCAAAUUUAGAACUGCAUUCUCAAAAAUGAACAAUUGUCGUGACAUUGAGUGAUUCAAAUCGUUUCCUUGCUUUCCGAUUUCGCAGCGCUGUACUUGCAGUAUACCUAAAACUUUCAAUUUUUCUCUGGCUGUCAAUCAGCUAGGCACAUGCGCAAAGAUGGCCUUGUUUUCCGAGAAAAGUCUAUGAAAUCUCAAUGAAGCGUGGAAAAUUUGAAGACAGUGCUUUGCGCCGGACUGCGGAGGCCGGCUAUCAAAACAAAAGCAUGAGUUUGGGACUAAGAGUUUCCUCGUAAAACACACUUAACCGAUGGACCAACGGAGGAAAACAUGUGCGCGUCGCACUUUUACCAACUUUGCGAUUCUAACGGCUGCAUUGUACAUCAUAAUCGUGACGGUUUUAGUAGUAAAUCUGCAUCGUCUCGUGGUGUCGCAGUUUGCAAGAAUUCAAACACUAGAAACUGUCGCAGACAAGCUGGCCGCGCGCGUUGACAAGUUGGAAAACAGCUUCACAGCUCAGAAGACGGAUGAGGAAUCUGUGGGUGAAACUGAUGGCGUUUUGGAGGAAAAAUCUGCCCGUCUGAAAAACAAGCUCGCUUUAUCCGAUCUUCCUCAAGGGAGGAACAAAAGACAGUUUGAAGGCUACUGCCCCUGUUUACAAGGCCCUAAAGGAGAACCGGGCCCUCCAGGGCCGAAAGGAAAUUCAGGUCGGCGAGGUAAAAAAGGUAAACGAGGGCACAAUGGAGAUCCAGGCCCUCCCGGCGAAAAAGGCGAAAAAGGCGAAAAAGGCGAAAUAGGCUCUGUGGGCCCUCCAGGAAUACAGGGACCCAAAGGAACAAAAGGAGACACUGGGCCCUCAGGUCCCGAAGGAGUAGGCGGUAAAAAUGGCUCUCAGGGCCCCCCUGGCGUCAAGGGAGACAUGGGAACCAAAGGCGACAUAGGACCUCCUGGGCCGCCCGGAGCGUCGAUGAGUGAGAGCAUCCACCUUGUUGGCGAUGGACAAAAAAUUCAAAACCCAACAGGCUUCCACCGCAUUACAAACUGGGCAUUGAAGCACAGGGAGGGCAGCAUCUUGUACCACUCACCAACCGGGCACAUUGAGGUGAAGAGAAAGGGCUAUUACUACAUUUACAGCCAAAUGUAUUACUAUGAUGGCACCACCAUACAGAUGGGUCACAACACCUACAUCAAUCAUGAAAAGGUCAUGGAAAGUUCAGGGAGCGUUAUUAGUGCCGAAAGGAAGUACAACACCAAGUAUCAUGGCGGGGUAUUCUUACUUCAGGAAAAUGACACCAUCUCCGUUCAUAUUCCAUACACUGUGCACUAUUUCAUGGAUAGUGAGGGCAGCUUUUUCGGAGCCUUUUUGUUACACCAUAUCGAUUAGAUUAGAUGAUGGUCACACGCGGGAAUUUAACCUCCUGAAAAGUUAAGGGGCUCCCUCCCUUGGUAUAUCCUUAUGGGAGUACUGUAAAUGACUUGUUACUCUUUUCGAUCGUUCAUUUAGACCAGACUUAAGGCUUCCACGGAUGUUUUGCGAUAAAGGUCGAUGUCUCGUUUUAGGGAAAGGCUAUCAUAGAACAUAGUCUUUUGCUUUAGGUUAGAAUUAUGUUGUUUAGGGUACUCAACUCCAACAACCGAACGCAUUCUGUUUAGCGCCCUAACUCAAAAAUAAUAUCUUAGAGCGAUAUUAUCCUUGUAAGUAUAUUUGAAGGUUGUAACAUUUCAAGGGUGACAUGGUCGUACAGCACUAUGAUAUCGGGUUGUCUGUAGUGGCAAGAGGACUUUUCUAGCUUUCUAAACGGUAUAAUACGUAGAUAAACUGUUGAUGUUUUAGGUGUCAAGUCAGUUGACGAUGUUAUGUCCAGUUGGCCUGUGGUCUCGAUGCUGCCUGAUCUGUGCUCCACGCCGUUUCCACGACACUUUACUGGCUCAUUUCAUUAAUUUCAUUCAUUUAUCUAUCAAAAGCUUAUGUCAAACACAUCAUGACCUAUGAUAUUUUGUAUCGUUGCUCAUGAAAUACCUGCUUUUCAAAUUGUAUUCAAAGCGUAGGGAAAAUUUCCCCUGAUGUUCUUGGUAUUGUUGUUGUUGUUGUUGAUCAUGAUAAUGACGACGAUGCAAAUAUCGAAAAUAGCAGCGUACCGACCAAUAGGAUGCGAGCAUUAACUGAUAACAGAAUGAUAAGAGAUGUGAUUUAUUUCUUGAAAAACAAAUAGUUUUAGGAUGAAUUGUUUAUGAAUAGGCGAUGGACUGUAGGCACAUGACUGACUGUAAAACCUACAAUGGGAUUAAAUGAUUGGUUAAUUAACUAAUUCAAUAGUCGUAUGCACUGUAUUUGACUAAAUGAUUGAUUAACAGAGUGCAGACGGAAAACACUAGAUUAACUUUCAAUCAAUUGCUAGGGUGAAAUAUUAAGCACACAAUGUACUGUUUUCUGAUUUUAUUGGGGAUAACCAAUGCUGAGCGUGUUUUAGUGCCAACUUCACUCAGUGACUUUCCAAUCCUGUCAUGCCGUUGCUUUCAAUCUGUGAUCAUAACUAUUCGCAGCGAAUUCCUCUCACCCAGAAUGGGUUUGUUUCUUCACAGUAGCAAGACGUACAGUUAGGAACUGGCUUGUAAAGUACAGAUCAGGCAGAAUUCAACACCAUAAUGGCAUUGUGCAAGUACAAAUAUCUGG